AUGACCAUAAACGACAGAGAAAAUGUCUCAAGAACAAUCGUGACUGAGUUUGUGUUGCUUGGCUUCUCUAACCUCCAGGAGAUGGAGCUGCCACUGUUCGUCCUCUUCCUGACCAUGUACAUGCUGACAAUCAUUGGCAAUGCUCUGGUCAUCCUCUUGAUCCAUCUCGAUUCUCGCCUCCACACUCCCAUGUACUACUUCCUCAGCAACCUCUCUUGGCUGGAGAUCAUCAUCACCACCACAGUCACCCCCAAGUUGCUGAGCCUUCUCAUCUCAAAGACAAACACCAUCUCCGCCUUUGGCUGCAUUGUCCAGGUAACAAUGUAUUUCCUGGCUGGAGUCACAGAAGUCUUGCUCCUUGGAGCUAUGUCUGUAGACCGAUACCUGGCCAUCUGCAACCCCUUGCGCUACACAGCCAUCAUGAGCAAUCAAGUCUGUAUGUUGAUGAUGCUUUCCUGCUGGCUGGGGAGCAUUCUUUGUAUUGUGAUUAGUGCAAUCUUCAAAUCUGGUCUGCCUUACUGCGGCCCCAAUGUCAUCGACCAUUUCUUCUGUGAAAGAAUCCCUUUGACGAAUUUGAUCUGUGCAGAUACUACCUUGAUUCAACUUGUAGAAUUCAUUUUAGCCAGCUUUGUAUUGCUGACCUCUGUGUCUGUGACAACAGUCUCUUACUUGUUCAUCAUUAUCACAGUGAUGCGGAUGCCCUCAGCUGAAAGUAGAAAGAAAGCCUUCAGCACCUGCAGCUCCCACAUCACUGUGGCCUCACUGUACUAUGGCAGCAGUAUGUUCAUUUAUGUUAGGCCAGCUGGAAGCACUUCCAUGGAUUUCAAUAAGGUGGCCACUGUACUCAACACUGUGGUAACUCCUUUACUCAACCCAAUCAUCUAUAGUUUUAGAAACAAGGUGGUCAAGGAUGUGAUGAGUGAUGCAGUGAAGCGCAUUGGUGAUAAAUUAGUGUUGAGGGUUUGA
Eublepharis macularius is the source of this 966-nucleotide messenger RNA. Its product is annotated as olfactory receptor 6M1-like. Lineage: Eukaryota; Metazoa; Chordata; Lepidosauria; Squamata; Eublepharidae. Gene Ontology annotation, biological process: G protein-coupled receptor signaling pathway. Gene Ontology annotation, cellular component: membrane. Bases 1 to 966 code for a protein of 321 amino acids. Gene Ontology annotation, molecular function: G protein-coupled receptor activity; olfactory receptor activity. The record is from RefSeq and is a predicted model, not a curated record. The transcript has a single exon.